Molecule: messenger RNA, 1353 nt
Organism: Guillardia theta CCMP2712
Lineage: Eukaryota; Cryptophyceae; Pyrenomonadales; Geminigeraceae
Exons: 1
Coding region: 1-1353 (450 amino acids)
Biological process (GO): activation of GTPase activity; nucleocytoplasmic transport
Cellular component (GO): cytosol; perinuclear region of cytoplasm; nucleus
Molecular function (GO): small GTPase binding; GTPase activator activity
Source: RefSeq, a predicted model, not a curated record
AUGAUUUGGGCCAACGACAUUGGUUGCUUGACAAAUCUAUUCAAGCCUGCAUCAGAUUCGCUCGUGAAGCUCGUUCUUUCCAGCAACCCAAUCGGUGCAGAUGGGCUCAAAACUCUCUCACAGUCUCUGUCUAACCUACGAAAUCUAGAGGACCUAGAUAUUUCCAGUACAUACGCGGGCGAACGUGGGACUACAUACGUCUUAGAGCCCUUAGCGUUUCUCGAAAAUUUAAAGACACUUAAGCUAAAGGACAACACAAUCCCAGGAGAGACGUCAGUGAUGCUGGAUAUAUCUCCCCUGGAUAGAAUUGUUAGUCCUGGUGUGGCCUGCGGCGUGAAUUGGGUUUCUUGCGGUUUGGCGUUUGUGAUUGAGACGGGUUUAUGGCGGUCAAUCUCUACCUUAGAUCUCGGACAAAAUCCCAUGUGUGCCCAGGGGAUGCACAUUUUCUCAAAGGGACUGAUAGCUUGCAAUAUAGUUACCUUGACAGACCUUUCUUUGAGUAACAACAAGAUAAACGCGGAUGGAGCUACCCACCUCGCUGAGGCCUUGAGUCGUGUUGGACAUGGAAUGUUGCGACUUUCGCUGGCCAAGAAUAUGAUCUCAAGCGAAGGAAUGAUAGCAUUGGCGAAACCUCUCCAUAAUAUGAGCAAACUAGAACAUUUGCUUCUGACAGAAAACGGGAUAACGGAGACAGGUGGAAUGGCACUCGGAAAUUCUUUAAUCCACCUUUUCAACCUUACUUCUUUUUCUAUUGGACGAAAUCCCAUCAAGAACGAAGGAACAACUUCCAUUAUCAUUGGCUUGCAAAAUUCAUUUGAUUCACUUGAAGCAUUGGAUGUGAGCAUUUGUCACUUCGAUGGUCCAAAUCUUUCAGUUCCGAUCUCAGCUGGUUUGGCGAGAAUGAAAAGUCUGAAGGAGUUGAAUAUGGAAGGUGAUGCAUUAAAUUUACAGGGACUGUCGCAUAUAACUUCUGCAUUAACAAUCACGAAAUUCAAUCUUGUUACCCUCAACUUGGGAGGAGUACAAAUGUAUGCUGAUGGAGCAAAGUUGCUCUCCGGGGUUCUAAUUCAAUUUCGGUAUCUGAAAGACCUUGGGAUUGGAUACAAUAAGCUAGGAGAUCAUGGUCUCAAGAUGAUCCUUCCGGCUCUUCACGAAUGUGCGUCUAUAAGCUACCUUGGACUACAACACAACAAUCUCGGUCCAACGAGUAUCUUCCUCCUUGCGGAUUUCAUACUGAAGAGUGCAAACCUGGUGCAGGUUUUGCUCUAUGGCAAUAAUAUUCACUAUGGUCCUAACGGUUUGACUCCUUUAGCCUCAUGUCGGCACAAAGUGACUUGGGACACCGAUGUGUAA